CCACAAUUAUUAAAUGAAUCAAUCUCACAGGCUCCUCCAAAACCCAAAACCAAACAUAAAAAACUAGCCGUUACUCCUCUCUCUCUCUCUCUCUGGGACUCUGUUUCUCUCCAAUGGCUGCUUCAGUCGACACUCCAUCACCGGUUCAACUCAACAAGGACUCCUCCAUCUUCUUCACUGCUUCCGCUUCUUCUCCUCUCUUCACUCCCUCCUCCGAUAAGCGCUUCUGGAGCUCUCUACAGACCCGAAUCGAUUCCAUUCUCCAAGACCGCAACUCCAGAAUCCCAAUGGCUCAAAACCCACCAAAUCCUGAUCCUUCUCUACAUAUGAAUGUUGGAGAAGCGAAACGUGGGAGAGGAUUGAAGGAAGACUCGAUGCUUUUGAUGAGAGGGUUUGAUUCGAUUGCUCACACUCUGUCUCAGCUGUCUGACACUUUAGACAAUGCUCUUCAGGGAGUUAAUGAUCUAGCUAAGCCACCCACAUUGACAGAGAUAUUCCACAGCCAAUUGAGCAACUCAGAGAGCAAAGAGGAGGGCUCAGAAGAACAACAACAACAGAAGGCAGAAGAGUCACAUGUAGGAUUGAAGAGGAAGUACGACAACAGUCAUUGCUUGGAGGAACAAGGGGAUGGUGAUGAUUCACAACAUGAAAAUGAGCAAGGCCCAAAAGAUGGGAAGCUGAAGAAAGCCAAAAAUCUGGCAAUUUCUAUGGCAACGAAGGCGGCUUCAUUUGCUAGGGAACUCAAGUUGAUUAGGUCGGAUUUAUCGUUUAUGCAAGAGCGGUGUGUUUUGCUGGAGGAGGAGAAUAGGAGGCUCAGAGAUGGAUUUGACAAGGGGUUGAGGCCUGAGGAAGAUGAUUUGGUGAGGCUUCAAUUGGAGGCACUGCUAGCUGAGAAAUCAAGAUUAGCAAAUGAGAAUGCAAAUCUGGUUAGAGAAAACCAAUGCCUCCACCAACUUGUGGAGUACCACCAGCUUACCUCUCAAGACCUGUCUGCUUCAUCAUAUGAACAAGUUAUACAAGGGUUGUGCUUAGACUUCUCGUCUCCACCGCCACCAAUACCAGAAGAGGAGGCAGCAAACGAUGAAGAGAGUUUAGAAUCUGAAGAUGAUGCAACAACCCCAAGAACUAAUCUUUUUGGCUUACACUCAUCUUUUGUUAGCAAGGUUGACAAUACAGGCCCUGCAGCCUGA
Molecule: messenger RNA, 1190 nt
Organism: Rosa rugosa (rugosa rose)
Lineage: Eukaryota; Viridiplantae; Streptophyta; Magnoliopsida; Rosales; Rosaceae
Exons: 5
Coding region: 114-1190 (358 amino acids)
Source: RefSeq, a predicted model, not a curated record